GUUGUGCUGUUAUAUUAAAUAAACAUGUAUUCUUUUUUUUUUUUUGAAAGGAUAUGUCCUGGAUGCCCCUAAGAUGUCCCUAUUUUUUGCUGUAAUGUCUAAUGAAUGCUGAAUACAGAUAAAAUGAUUUUAGGCGAUUGAUUGAUUGAUUGGGUGAUUGUUUUGAGAAAGUGGGCAAUAGUUUCGAGAAAUGUAUUUGAGCAAUUGUGAAAAACUUUACUUAAGGGCGUGGGAGGAACAUGUCAUGAUGUCAUAGGUUGUGGGCGGGGUUACAUCUAUUUAAAAGACCUCAUGGGUCCCUACAAAAAAGUUGGAGGUGAUUCAAUGUCAGAAUCCUAACAGUAGAUAUUGAUGAUGAGGAUGAAUCUGCUCGCUCUGCUUCUCACACUCUUACCAGGAGUACUUUCAGAAUACAGAUCUCGCUUUUCACGUUAUCGAUCAUGGAAUUCACAAAUGUAUCCUGUCUGGAGAGAUGGAGAUCCCAGAUACAGAGACUGUUGGACGGGUGGAGAGGUGACUUUUGAGUUGAGAAGUGAUUCUCCAACACUGACCGGAGCAAAAACUACCUUCAACAUUGAUGUUCAUUUCCCCCAAAAUCAGACGGCACUUCCUGAUGGACAAGUGGUGUGGGCAAGAAACUGUACAAUUAAUGGAACAGCGUAUACUAUGGGUCAGGCUGUGUACCCCGAGUCCAAUCUCCCUCAAGAAUGGACUGGUGUCUUUCCUGAUGGUACACCAUUCACAAAGAUCUCCAACAAAAAGCCCAGAUUCAUUUAUGUGUGGAAGACAUGGGGUAAAUAUUGGCAGGUGGCUGACGGUCCUUCAUCUCUACUGACCAUCGAGACAGACAGACAGCCUCUUGGCUCUUAUAAGAUGGAGGUUGUUAUUUAUCAUUGCCGGGGCAAAGACAAGUUCAUUCCUCUUGGUUAUGCAUCUGCUCAGUUUUCUAUUACUGACCAGAUUCCUUUCGCAGUGACAUUGUCUCAGGUUGGUGAUGUCACACAGGGUGACCAAACCUUUAUCCAGAAUACAGCCGUGUCUUUUAGCGUCAACCUGCACGACCCCAGCCGUUACCUCAGUGGAUCAGACGUCACCUUCAACUGGGACUUUGGAGACAACAGUGGCACUCUUAUAUCCCGUGAAACUACAGUCACCCAUACAUACAUCUCAUCUGGUUCCUUCAGACCACAGGUCAUUCUCAUGGCAGCCAUCUUAACUGACUGUACACCAAACCCAAGCACAGCGCCCGCCGUUGUUACACCUGCUCCAGCCACAGGUGUUCCACCAUCCACCUCUGUUUCCCCAGAUGAAGAUGCUGGAGUGGCGAGCACUGAUGAAGAUGCUGGAGUGGCGAGCACUGAUGGUCCUGUGCUCAUAACAGAUGGAUCAGCUGAUGACACCAAUGAGUUAGCAGUGGCACCUGUCACAGAUGCAGAUGAAGCUCAAGCUGUGAUAAUCACACCUGAACCUGUUUCUGACGUUUCCGGUUCAGUAUCUGCUGGAGAAGAUGAAGAGGUUAUAGUCAGUGUGUCUGCUACUCUUCUCCCUGAAUCUUCUACUGAUGUUGUGCAAACAGUGGCACCUAUAAAUGUCCUCAGCACUGAACCAGCACCUGCUGAUGAUGAUGAUGAUGUGGUGUCGGUGGUUCCUGCUUUAGACGACACAGAAGUCAAUGAAACAACUGAAGUCACUGCUGAUAGCGUGUCUGAAGCUACAGUAAAUGAGAUAGCAGCUGAUCUGGAGGCUGUAACUGAAGCCACACAGGCCACACUUAUCAUUGCAAAGCGUCAAGCGCCAGAAAUGCCAGCGGACACAUGUUUCCUUUAUCGCUACGGCUCAUUCUCCACAAAUAUCGAUGUUGUCCAGGGAAUAGAAAGUGUUGAGAUUGUGGAGGUGAAUAAUGUGAUUGUCACAGAAUUGGAGCAGAAUGCUGUGGAUCUCACAGUCACAUGUCAGGGAAGUCUGCCGAAUGAAGUCUGUAUGGUUAUAUCUGAUGCUGACUGUAUCAGUCCUGUACAGACUCUGUGUAAUUCUGUCACUCCAAGCCCUGACUGUCUAAUGGUGUUACGCCAGUUCUUUAAUGAUUCUGGCACUUUCUGUAUUAAUGUAUCUCUGACCAAUGAUGUUAGCUUGGCUGUAACCAGUGCAAGGAUCAAUGUUAAUAUAGAUACAAAUUCAUCCAGGAGUAGUGCUGGAGCGGCACUGGGAGUCCUGGUUUUUAUUUGUGCUAUGGGAACCAUCGCAUUUUUUACAUACAAGCGUUCUAAAGGCUAUCAUCCACUGAUUGAGGAUUAUACAGAUAGCAGUUUGGGUUCUGAAAGGAUCUCGAUGCCGUUAAUACUCUGGAACUUUCUGAACAGAUCGCCUGCUGGAGAGAGUCGGCCGCUACUUCAGGGACGAGUGGUGUGAGCAUUUGCAUCCAGGUGGAUGCUGCACAUUGGUUGAUUCCCCCUUUCAUAUGUAAAGCGCUUUGAGUGCUGCAGAAAAGCGCCAUAUAAAUGUAAUGAAUUAUUAUGCAUCAAAACAACCUUCAAACAGAAGAAAGACCUAACGUAUAACAUUCUUCAUAUUUAUCUCAAUGGAGUUAUUAUUAUUUGUGUAACAUAACCAGAGAUUACUCUGUAUGUGUGAUGUUUUCUGUCAUGAGGUGUAAUAUUCUGAUCAUUACGCUUUAAUAAAAUGGAGUAUUGUGACUA
Molecule: messenger RNA, 2696 nt
Organism: Misgurnus anguillicaudatus (oriental weatherfish)
Lineage: Eukaryota; Metazoa; Chordata; Actinopteri; Cypriniformes; Cobitidae
Source: RefSeq, a predicted model, not a curated record